Oncorhynchus nerka (sockeye salmon) is the source of this 3469-nucleotide messenger RNA. RefSeq names its product chromobox protein homolog 5-like. The coding region runs from base 395 to 1027 and encodes 210 amino acids. The record is from RefSeq and is a predicted model, not a curated record. Gene Ontology annotation, cellular component: pericentric heterochromatin; nucleus. Gene Ontology annotation, molecular function: chromatin binding. Gene Ontology annotation, biological process: chromatin organization; negative regulation of transcription by RNA polymerase II. The transcript has 6 exons. Lineage: Eukaryota; Metazoa; Chordata; Actinopteri; Salmoniformes; Salmonidae.
AAACGUUAUGUAGACGUCACUUCAAUUCCAUUCCAUUCCCAGGCUAGUCUGUGUAAAUUUAAGCAAAUAGGCUAUUUGAUAGAAGUAAUACCAAAAAUACGUCCGCAUAUUUCCUAAGUGAACAUAGCUACAACAUUUACUGAUUAACUCCUAGUUAUUUGGCUUUGACGGUUUCGUGAUCGUGCACGGUCUGCCAUUGUGCAUUUUGGCGCUCGCUUUCUCGCACGGCGAGGCAAACAAGCAAGUCGUUUGGGGAGGGGAAACGAAAAGCCCAGCAACAGCGUCAAGAAAACGAACCAGUAAACCGCUAAAGCUAGCACGGGUUUUAUUUCAAACUUUCCAUUUCCAAGUUGGGACGUGCCCCUUAACUCAUUUGAGGUACCGCUACCAAAUCAUGGGAAAGAAGACUCGUGAAAAUGAUGAUGAUGCCUCGGGCUCAUCUUCAGAAGAGGAAGAAUUUAUUGUGGAGAAGGUUCUGGACAGAAGGACGGUGAAGGGCCGAGUUGAAUUCUUCCUUAAGUGGAAAGGUUAUUCAGAAAAACACAACACAUGGGAGCCAGAGAAGAAUCUCGGCUGCCCCGAGCUCAUUGCUGAGUUUAUGAAGACUUACAAGAAGCCUAGCGGCGGUGCCACCCCCGGCAGCGGAGGAGCCAAGUCCAGUGCGGGAUCAUCAGGCCGUGGCAAGGAAGGCAGCAGCAAGAGGAGAAACUCUGACGAUGAUGAUGAGGAGGGGAGCAGCAAUAAGCCCAAACGGAAAAAAGAGGAUGACGUCCUGAUUGCGAGAGGCUUUGAGAGAGGUCUGGAACCAGAGAAGAUUAUUGGAGCCACAGACUCCUGUGGAGACCUCAUGUUCCUUAUGAAGUGGAAGGACUCUGAUGAGGCAGAUCUGGUGCUGGCCAAGGAGGCCAAUCACAAGUGCCCGCAGAUCGUCAUAGCUUUCUACGAAGAGCGCCUCACCUGGCAUGAAGACGGGGAUAAGAAGGAGAAGGGCGCUGUGAGCAUUGUACAGGUUAAUGUCCCUGAAUAACAAAGAGCCCAAUCUAGCCAUUUUACACACAAACUGAGAAGGAUGAGGGAAGACUGCGGGUUUUGGAGGUGGUGAAACAGGCUGGCUGCGCUCGCUACUGGGGACGGCUUGUCUUUCCUCUUGCUUUAUUCCCUUUCUAUAUUUUUGUGUAAGUACGAUUCUUGAUUCUGUGGUACCCUGUCUAGGUACUGGCAGCCAUCUUAAGGUGACUUGAAGGUAGUCGUCUUAACUAAUAGUGGCCACGUCUAUCAAAGCAUGGUCCAGUGCCCUGUAUGAAAUUCCCGCCUACUUCCUGAAUCAUGUACUUGCAGUUUUUGAAUGCGAUUCAAGAGUAAAUCAUGAAAGGGUUAAAAAAAAAGAAGUUUUUUAUUUUUAUUGAACCUUUAUUUAACGAGGCAAGUCAGUUACGAACAAAUUCUUAUUUACAAUGACGGCCUACCCCGGCCAAACCCCUAACACGGACGACAUUGGGCCAAUUGUGCGCCGCCAUCCUACGCAUAUAUUUGUUUACGUGGAUUAAUUUACUUCUACCUUCAUGAAAGCCAUCAGUUCGGAGUAAAUUAAGCUACUAAUAAGAUUUUACAUGUCUCUUUAAGCCCUUUUUCAUGAAUUUGAUGUACUCUGGAAUCCCGUUCAAAAACGGCAUGGGACAUGAUCCAUAGCAGAAGUAGGGGGGACUUUCAUAGAGCAUUCACAAAUCGAGCGUCUCAGAGUAGGAGAGCUGACCCACCUGUCCGUAUAUUCUUAUUCAUUGUUAUCUAAAAGGUCCAAAAAAUAAAAUGAUCCUAGAUCGGGCACUUUGGUGGAAACUUUGAAUACGAGCCCUCGACAUGUUUGCCCUGGGAAGAUGACAUGGGAAGAUGACAUGACAAGAUGUCUUCCAAGUCUUAUCAAACCUCGACAAUAACAGUAGUUAUGCCGUAGAUAAAAUAGUUUUAUCGUACUCUGAUCACCUUGGUAGAAAAUCUGCUUAUUUUUUUUGUUCAGUAGUUUUAGUCCACCUUUUGAUGUUUUAAGGUCAAUAUUGUCCCCUCCAAGUACUUCAUGUCUUGUUUUAUUUCUCCAAUUUUUCACUAGUACUGUGGCUGGACUAAGUUUUAUUUUUUAUUUUUUUUAUGGCCUACAUUUUAAAAUUUGAACUCUUUUGUCCAUCGGCUUCUGUUAUGUAGCUGUUCUGUAGGUCAAGUAAUCAUGUAGCUCUGAUUCCAUUGCUAAGAUCAUGAACAUAUUUAGUCGGAGUAGCUGCUUUUUCCUAACUUGGAAUUGGAUUCUUCCGAUUACUCAUUUUUAUUUUAAAUCAGACAAUUUUAUCACCACAACAAGCACAAUGAAGCAAAUAUUACAGAUGCACAGACGGGCCACUUCAAAAGUUGUACCCAAUGUUUCAAGCCAUCUUUAUUUGUAAAUGUGAAUGAUAUUAUCACAGCAGUGCUGAAUUGGAACCCGGCCCUUAGAUCAGAAGUCAGUUGACAAUCAGCAUGCCACAUGCUCUGCAGUAGAAAGUGACACCAUACAAGCAUACUGAUUGAUUUGAUCAAGGUAUGCCACCCUGGGGCUAAAUGGCUCGGGCCGACGUGUCCUGCCCAGUCCCCUGCGUGAGCGAAUGGGAUAAGGCAGAUCGGGGCUUACCUCCAGACAGUGUUCCUUCUUGGGAAUGCUUAUAAAUCUAUUUGAACAUUUUUUUAAAUCCCCCGUCAAUGAUUUUUGAUUUAUUUAGAGUAUUAAGUGGUUAAAUCCACACCACCUACAGAGUAUUUGUUCCACUUGUAGAAAGAUCAUUUGUCCUGACCUGAAUUUCUAGUUUUGUCAUCCCUGUUAAUGCUAAAUACUGAAUGUUUUGGGAUGAUGUUAUCCACAUCAUUGACUUCAUAUUACAGGUUUGUUUUAACUUACCUAUUCUGUCCAUUUUGGCUUUCCACCCCUUGUGUUGAAUGUAGUAAUGAGAGCAUUGAGUUUGUGUUCAAUGAUCUAUCCAAAUGUGUGGUAAAAGAGCAAGUUUGUUUAGUCACAGAAUAGAGGCAAAGUAUUCCAGUAUAUUUGUAGCCUCUACCAUUGAGUUGAUGAUGGACAGAGUGCUAUUGCUAUGUAUUGUGAUCAAAUAUUCUCGUAUUCAAUUUGUGAUGUUUUCCCACUCAAAAAAAAUAACAAUUUAAGGAGCAACUGAGUCCUGAGUUGUCUUGUCACUGUAGUAAUAGAAACAAGUGAAAGAUUACUUCGAUAUCCUUCUCUCUUCAGAACCAUCUCUGUUUAGGACAAAUGUAACGGUUUUCUGUUUUUCAUUUUUAUUUAUAAUUACUCAAAAGAUUUUCAUUUGUAGUCCAUUUUUGACCCUUUUCUUUUUUUCAAAGUGUUCCACGUUUUGGUGUAUCUCACCAAUUUUUUUUUUUAUGCUCUGAAAUUUGGGUUUUAUAUGUAUUGUAGUAAACUGUUUUCAACAUUCAA